AUGUCGGAUGACAGGAUGUCGGACAACUGGUCUCUUUGUUCGGCGACGCCAAUGUUCCCAGCAGUGAACUCCUCUUUUAACUCCUCCCUCCCUCCGUCAUUCAUGGACUGGGAGGCUCCCACCUUCACCGCCGCUGCCCGCGUUCGCGUGGCCGCCACCAUGGUCCUCUUUGUGUUCGCUGCCUUCUCCAACCUCUCUGUGCUGAUCAGCGUGGCACGGGGCCGCGGGCGCCGCCUGGCCGCCCAUCUCCGGCCACUCAUUGCCAGCCUGGCCUCUGCAGACCUGGUGAUGACGUUCGUGGUGAUGCCGCUGGAUGCGGCGUGGAACGUCACCGUACAGUGGUACGCCGGUGAUGCCAUGUGCAAGCUGCUGUGCUUCCUCAAGCUGUUUGCCAUGCACUCGUCUGCCUUCAUCCUGGUGGUGGUCAGCCUGGAUCGCCACCAUGCUAUUCUGCACCCGCUGGAUGCGCUGGACGCCGGACGCAGAAACAAGAGGAUGCUGCUGGUUGCCUGGGUCCUCAGCUUGCUCCUGGCCUCCCCACAGCUGUUCAUCUUUCGAGCAAUCAAAGCAGAGGGAGUGGAAUUCACUCAGUGUGUGACGCAUGGAAGCUUCCACCAUCGCUGGCAAGAGACGGCCUACAACAUGUUUCACUUUGUCACGCUUUAUGUGUUCCCCCUGUUAGUAAUGAGCUUCUGCUACACCCGCAUCCUCAUCGAGAUCAGCCGUCAGAUGCACAAAGGCAAAGGUGGGGCUCCAUGCCUGAGGCGAAGUGGCACAGACAUGAUCCCCAAGGCCCGAAUGAAGACCCUGAAGAUGACCAUCGUGAUCGUGGCGUCCUUCGUGAUCUGCUGGACGCCCUACUACCUCCUGGGUAUCUGGUACUGGUUCCAGCCGGCCAUGCUUCAGGAGACGCCCGAGUAUGUCCACCACGCACUUUUCGUCUUCGGCAACCUCAACACAUGCUGCGACCCAGUGAUAUACGGCUUUUUCACACCCUCCUUCCGGGCCGAUCUGGCUGAUGUGGUCCACUGCUGCUGCCGCUGCCGAUCACAGAACAUCUCCCCAAGGUCCCUGGACCGCCUGGCGUGUCGGAGGGGCAGGGCAAGCGGUGAGGCAGAGUCUGAUAAUCCCAGUGGCGACCAGCCAAGUGGAAACCUGGGGUAGAUAUCGGUGGGC
Messenger RNA from Salvelinus sp. IW2-2015, 1176 nucleotides. Its product is annotated as gonadotropin-releasing hormone II receptor-like. Gene Ontology annotation, molecular function: peptide binding; G protein-coupled receptor activity; protein-hormone receptor activity. The record is from RefSeq and is a predicted model, not a curated record. Gene Ontology annotation, cellular component: plasma membrane. NCBI's taxonomy places the organism in Eukaryota, Metazoa, Chordata, Actinopteri, Salmoniformes, Salmonidae. Gene Ontology annotation, biological process: cellular response to hormone stimulus; G protein-coupled receptor signaling pathway.